Messenger RNA from Chaetomium fimeti, 3077 nucleotides. RefSeq lists its product as uncharacterized. The record is from RefSeq and is a predicted model, not a curated record. The coding region runs from base 192 to 2945 and encodes 917 amino acids. NCBI's taxonomy places the organism in Eukaryota, Fungi, Ascomycota, Sordariomycetes, Sordariales, Chaetomiaceae. Gene Ontology annotation, cellular component: nucleus. Gene Ontology annotation, molecular function: protein binding; histone methyltransferase activity. The transcript has 3 exons.
UCGGUCCCGCGCCGCGUCUGCGCAGCCCGACUGGUCCAAUCCUUCAGCUCAAGCCGCUCGCCUCGCCGGGAAGCUGACUCGCCCCGUCCCACGCGUUUGCAUUCCUGCAUUCUGCCGCCCGACUCUCCUGCACGAACUCCCACCAAGUUCUUCGCAUAUCCACCACAUCAUUUACUACCAUAGCCACAACAAUGGCUGCCAUAGAGGCAACACCAAUAAUGGCUGAGCUUGACUCGCUACUGCUAUGCGGGUCGAGCUUCACAAGUAACGACCCGACAGACUCGGCCUCCUCGAAUUCCACAUCCAUGAGUUCGACGCCCCCGACCACCGUGUCGGCCGACAGCAUGUCGCUGGCCUCAGAACCGGACCACCCGAAAUCAGAGAUUGCUACCGCGUCCAACAUAGAAGCGGUCAUCACCGUCACUUCAACGCUCGAAACCGAGAUUGAGCAGCACGAGUCUGGUCAGCAGACCCCGAUAGCCGAUGAUGCCAUUGUUGUCGCGGAACCCCCACCACCUCCCGAAUUGUCGCCCGCCAGCCGCCCUCGACGAGCCAGAUCCAGCCUCCCCGUUUACAAUCUCUCCAAGCUCAUGGGCACCGACGUGCACGGGAAGCGGAGGUCGAAAGGAGACAGUGUAGUAGACAAGCGGCGCCGCACUAUUUCGGAUGGAACAACAGCCAAUUUUGGCGAUUUGGACGCGACCAAAUUGGGCGAUGCACUGGCAAAAGCCAGCCAGACGACCAAGAUUGAAGUUGACGCGUCGGCUGGCAGGCGGUCAAGCGCGGUUCUCAACACCCCGAAAAGCGCGCGGAUCGCUAAAAAAUCCUCUCUAAGCCCUGCGCCAGCGCAUUUGACGCGUCGCGCGACGCGUCUUUCUGGCGCUUCUACCGAGAAUCUUGCCACCAAGCUGUCCACCUUCAGCAAGCGGGGUAAAAAGGCGGUCGAAAAGGGGGUUGGCCGACUACCUCGCGAGCUCUUGCGAUUGAAGGACACCAAUGAGUUUGCCCACAUUGACACCCGCCCGGUUCGGUACACGGUUUGGAGCAAUGGGAAAUAUAUCGAGGUCGACCCUUCGCAGGAGACCCCUGCACCCCAGCCGCCCCGAAAGAAAAUCAAGGUGGACGAGAAUGCCGCCAAUGGCGAGGAAAAGCCCGCGGUAGAGGAGCAGAAAGCUGCUGCGCCGGCUACCAAGAAGCCGCGUACGAAGAAGUGGCUCGAGAAGGGUCUCUACGCGGGGCAAGAAGCGCCCAUCGACAUCUUCAAGGGCCUUAAUGCUCAAGAAAAGAAGAAGCUCGCUUCAAUCCCAGAGCUGUUGCCGACCGGCAAGCCUAACCGCACCUUCCCGCAGCCCAUGUACAACGGCCUACGGAUGCUCAUUAACGGGCGCGACUUCAAGCUGCCUUUUGACGUCUGCCACCCUCUUCCUCCAGGCCAGCCGAAGCCUGCCGCGUAUCGCACCAUGACGAAGAACCGCUUUGUCGGGGACGCAGCUUCAUACUGGAAGAAGACGCCUCAUUUUGGGGAUUUCGCGUCCAGAUGCGUUUGCCAGCCCGCAGACGGCUGUGAUGAGGACUGUCAAAACCGGAUCAUGCUGUACGAGUGCGACGACACCAACUGCAACUUCGGCAAAGCCCAUUGCCAGAACCGUGCGUUUCAGGAUUUGCAGGAGCGCACCAAAAAAGGCGGCCGGUAUCGCGUCGGUGUGGAGGUUGUCAAGACGGGCGACCGUGGCUACGGAGUUCGCAGCAACCGCUGUUUCGAGGCCAACCAAAUCAUCAUGGAGUACACAGGUGAGAUCAUCACCGAAGCCGAGUGUGAACGCCGGAUGAACGAGGAGUACAAGGAUAAUGAGUGCUAUUACCUCAUGUCCUUUGACCAGAACAUGAUCAUUGACGCAACCACCGGUAGUAUCGCGCGGUUCGUCAACCACUCGUGCUCGCCCAACUGCCGGAUGAUCAAGUGGAUCGUGGCCGGCCAACCGCGCAUGGCCUUAUUUGCUGGAGACCGCCCGAUCAUGACGGGCGAGGAGCUCACGUACGACUACAACUUUGAUCCCUUCUCGGCUAAGAAUGUGCAGAAGUGCCUAUGUGGUAGUCCGAACUGCAGGGGCGUGUUGGGUCCCAAGCCCAAGGAGGUGAAGCCGCCCAAGCCGGCCAAGGACGAAAAGAAGACCAAGGCGACUUCCAAGACCUCCAAGGUUUCGACCAAGGUUUUGUCCAAGACCACGACCAAAACUUCCGUCAAGACAUCCGUCAAGACAUCCGCCAAGAUAUCAACCAAGCGGAAGCUAAAGGACGCUUUUGAGUUUGACGGCGACGACGAGGAAGAGGCUAAGACAACGAAGAAGCGAAAAGUCCAGGCAGCAACAGGCCUCAAGCGGACCCUCUCCUCGGCGAGCCGCAAGGUCGCAAAGGGCGCGGCAAAGGGAGCAGCUAAGAGUGCGGCCACGAUCAAGCGGAGCGUAGCCAGCAUUUCGGUGGCUGCGCGCAAGAAGACCGCCGCAGCCAAAAUGACCAAAACGACGACUACAAAGGCCACCAAAACGACAACCACGGUCCGGCGCGCCCUUGGCAGCGGCGCCGCUAAGAAAGCCGCCGGGAAGAAAACCACGGCCGCGACAAGCACCAAACCCAAACCCAAAACCGCCGUCGCCUCCCGCAGCCCGAGCCUGACCAUCGUGGCAGCGGGCAGCCCCGCACCCGCCCAGAAAGAGGCCAAGUCUGUUGUUACAACACCUACGGCGUCGGCCGCCGCCUCUAAGAAGGACCUGCCUAGGUUGACCAUGUCGUCCGGCAAGACGUCCUCGCGCAAGCUGACCCCCUCGCGCAAGGCCCUCGAGUCGGGGUUGCUUGCCGGGAGCCCGGCGUCGGCGAGGUCGGCCAAGAUGACCGCUGCGGCGAAGGGUACCCCCAAGAUCAAGCUGGUCGGUGCCGCUGCCAAUUAGGACCGUCUAUCUGGGUAUAUAUAGGCUGGGGUGGGAGUUGGGAACUGGGGUGCGAGAUGAGAGGCGCUAGUCUGUCAAGGCGGGGGCGGAUUGUUUUACCUACCAUCGGUAAGGGGUUCACAAUCUCGGGGU